AUGGAUUUCAUUCUAUCCUUGACGCACUUCUGCGAAGUGCAUGGCCCGACAUCCGUCCUCUGUUCCCAAGUGAUACCCUCCUCCUGCGCGCAAUGUUACCCAGACACCUAUGACAUCUCACCUAGCGAUACUCCCUUGUCCUCUCACGCCACUUCCCCUUCCCUGCAUUCCCGUGACGCUGGUCGACCUGGAAAACCCGAUCAGCAAUCUAUAACGCCACCGGAUAUCGCCGUCAGCAGCUCUCUAAACGGCUGCUCCUCAUCUAGCCUCGAUCCCCUACCCUCCCCUCUCGCUUCAGCCCCAACGCCCAGCCAGCGAAUAGAAGACCAUCCCUGGUUCUUGAACCGGCUAUCAGGCCGCGCUGAUACGGACAGACUUAGUCGCAUUGCUCGUGCUGAUAGUGAAACCUGCGCAAGCUGCAGCCUAACAGUCCCAAAGGGAGUAAGUAAACAGCUUCCACCCGGCGGGCCGGGAACUUUGAAGGAAGAUGGCAAAAGUAGGAAUGGAAGUCCCGUGCUACGCUCCAGGGAAGUUGUAUACUCCUGUAGCGGAUCGCGAGCGGAUUACAACACAGAACCCCACCAACGCCAUUCGUCUCCAGCCUCACUUCACUCCUCCGUCUCGUCGGAAACAUCCUCAUGCCAUACACAUAUCGUAAACUACCUCUCCUUACGCGGUCCGCCAAAUCCCGACGACUAUGCUCUUCUACGCAGCGCUUCAAUCCGAACACUGAGCUGUGAGCUCCUCCCCCGUGGGCUCUCAUCUGGGCCCUUAUCAUUCGGCGACUCCUCCGCCGGCUACACUAUCGCUUAUGUCUUUCGCCUCCCAGACCCCAUGGCUCGCGGCAAACGCCGCAGCUAUGCGCUCAUUGCCCUGGCAGGCAAGGACGCUGGAAGGGCCUUCCGCGCUUCCCCAGUCAUCUGGCGCGUUUUCGGCCGUAUUGCCGCGAGCAUCGUAAAUGCAGCCGAGCGACACCAGGACUCGGAAAAACGCAAGGAAGAGGGCGCGGUUUCUAAAGCUGGUGCUGGCGCUGCUACUACUGCCAGUAUGGCCAACGGACGCAACUACACGCCCAUAUCCUCGUUCCUAACCGGCCGAACCCUAGAUCCAGACGGCCAACCGCGCCGCGCCGGCCAGAUUCGUGCUCGCAAUCUUGCAGAGAUCGUGGAGAACGAAUACAUCUUUACAGAACUACAUGCGCAAUUUGUCGCGUUGCUCCAGCAGCUGUGUGCCAUGUUUGGCGGACCCCGUAUCCCGGACGAUCGCUCGGUGUGCAGCUCGUUUGAAGAGGACACGUUUUCCCCCCGUCGACAGUCAUUGUCCGGGGAUUGCGGGAAAGGGUCUACUGGCACCGGUGCGACCACUGCUAGAUCAAACGGCCCUGUCGAUACGAGUAAUCCUGGGCGUGGUUAUGAUUCCUCCUCUGUCAUUCUCCCCCCCUCCCCGAAACCAAUACCCAUAUCCCAUCGCGGACGACAGCUAGCAGCCUAG
Messenger RNA from Blastomyces gilchristii SLH14081, 1491 nucleotides. RefSeq lists its product as uncharacterized. The record is from RefSeq and is a predicted model, not a curated record. Bases 1 to 1491 code for a protein of 496 amino acids. The transcript has 2 exons. Gene Ontology annotation, biological process: positive regulation of TORC1 signaling; positive regulation of GTPase activity. Gene Ontology annotation, cellular component: cytosol. NCBI's taxonomy places the organism in Eukaryota, Fungi, Ascomycota, Eurotiomycetes, Onygenales, Ajellomycetaceae. Gene Ontology annotation, molecular function: GTPase activator activity.